AUGGAGACGCUACUCCCCGCGGGCGGCUUUCAGCUGCCCUUUCAGCGGCGCCUCUCACGUCUCUAUAACGACACCAAAAAGUCAAGCGAUUUCGUACAGGCCCUCGUACCCCGAGAGAAGCAGCAGGACCCCGACUCCGACCCCGCCCACCAGGCCGCCAAGAUUAACGAGUCGCUGUCUCGCGCGGGCCUUAGUGAAGUCGUCAGCAGCAUCAUGUCGACUAUCAAGGACAUUCUCGCCGAGGCUGAGCAGCUCUAG
Messenger RNA from Beauveria bassiana ARSEF 2860, 258 nucleotides. Its product is annotated as HET-s/LopB domain-containing protein. Bases 1 to 258 code for a protein of 85 amino acids. NCBI's taxonomy places the organism in Eukaryota, Fungi, Ascomycota, Sordariomycetes, Hypocreales, Cordycipitaceae. The record is from RefSeq and is a predicted model, not a curated record. The transcript has 2 exons.